UUGAUCGGAGCACUAGUUUGAUAUUCAGUUAUUUUUAAUUCGCACACAUAACAUAUAUUUGAUGUACAGGAAUACAUUUUAAAAGUUGUUUGUUUUUUUUUUGGAUAUGGUUCAAGUUAGAGUUAAAGAAGGAUUACUGGAAGGGGAGCUGACUGAAGAUGAGAUAGGAGGAAAAUUCUACAGUUUUAGAGGGAUCCCGUAUGCUGAACCCCCAUUAGGCGAUUUGCGGUUUAAGCCUCCUCAACCAAAAAAAGCUUGGGAUGGCGUGAGAGAUGCCAAAGAGUUUGGUUCUGUUUACUACCAAAUAAAUUUUCACGAACUAGACGCUGGGCCAUCUGGUUCUGAAGACUGUUUGUUUUUAAAUGUUUACACCCCGGACAUUAAGCCAGAGCGUGCCUUACCAGUCAUGUUUUAUAUCCACGGUGGCGGCUUGGUGGGAGGAAGUGGGAACGACGACAUGUACGGACCAGAAUUCUUGAUAAGACAUGGCAUAGUUUUUGUUACAUUUAAUUACAGAUUGUCAGCUCUAGGCUUCCUAUGUCUAGAUACUGAAGAUAUUCCAGGCAAUGCUGGUAUGAAAGACCAAGUAGCAGCACUCAGAUGGGUUAAGGAGAAUAUUUCUAGCUUUGGUGGAGAUCCCGAAAACAUUACAAUUUUUGGACACAGCGCUGGUGGUCUUAGUGUUAGUUAUCAUUUAAUAUCACCGAUGACGAAAGGUUUGUUUAAACGAGCUAUAGUUAAAAGUGGAUCGUUUACAUGUCCUUGGGGUCAAACGUUUGAACCACGGGAGAGAGGACUCGCAUUAGCAAGAAAAUUGGGAUGUUAUUCUGAAGACGAUAAAGAGCUUUACGAAUUCUUCAAACGCCAACCAAUCGAAAAACUCAACGGUAUGCAAUUACCUAUAACAUUUUCUGAAAAAGGAAAUAAAGCCUAUGAUAUAAUUUUUGGUGUAGUAGAUGAAAAGGAUUUUGGCAACAAUGAGAGAUUUAUAUUUGGAGAUGUUAUUGAAAAACUACGCAAUGGUAUACACGAGGGCGUUGAACUCGUAAUGGGGUAUACUGAAGAUGAAGGUCUCAUUUAUAUGCGGAAUGCUAUAUCGAUGGAGGAAAUGUGCGAAUAUUCGAAUGAAUUUCUCCAAUUCUUCGUACCGAAAUCAAUAGCUCAUAAUUGUACGUUGACGCAACAGUUCGAAGUAGGAAGGAAAGUAAAACAAUUCUAUUUUAAAGAUGAAGUCGUAACAAUGGAUAAUUUAAAAGAGCUUGUCAAUUAUUUCUCUUUAACAAUGUUUACGUAUCCUAUGUUCCAAUUAGCAAGAAGUUGUUCAUUGAAAAAUAAGGUUUAUUUCUACAAAUUUACUGGAAAAAGUGAGAGAAAUUUUAUGGUUCGCAUACUACAUUUGGAGGACUUUGUCGGGGAAAAAAUACCGGUUUGUCAUGCUGAUGAAAUAAAUUACAUUUUCCCUAUGAAGAAAGUUAACCUUAAAAUAAACAAAAACGCUAAAAGCUUUAAAAUUAUCGACCAUUUUACAAAACUCUUGACGAACUUCGCUAAAUAUGGAAAUCCAACACAGGAAGGAAAUUUUUUAUUAAAGUGGACUCCGUAUAAUAUAAAUGAACAAGCUUACCUUGAAAUCAACGAGAAUUUAACAACAGGAUUCAAGCCUGAUAAAAUCGAAAUCGAUUUUUGGGAAAACAUCUUUAAAGAGUAUCUCCCGCAAUCUAUACCUUACUAAUUUAUUUUCAACUAGCUGUUCCCAUGCGACUUCAUCCGCAUGAAAUUAUAAAAAAAUCAUUUU
Papilio polytes (common Mormon) is the source of this 1795-nucleotide messenger RNA. Its product is annotated as esterase FE4-like. The record is from RefSeq and is a predicted model, not a curated record. NCBI's taxonomy places the organism in Eukaryota, Metazoa, Arthropoda, Insecta, Lepidoptera, Papilionidae. The transcript is spliced from 3 exons. The coding region runs from base 107 to 1732 and encodes 541 amino acids.